UUAGCACCCGGAGUCUCACCAGCACAGACACUGCACUGAGCAAGUCCUUCGCUCUCAACAUGCUUGACCUGGACUCCUGGCCUCACACUCCUCACGGUGUCCUGCUGCUGACCCUACUGCUGGGACUCCCAGGAGCAGCUACACAGGACCCGAAGGUGAUUCAGCCUGAGAAAUCAGUUUCUGUCCAUGCUGGAGAGUCAGUCACUAUGAACUGCACUGUGACUUCCCUGCGUCCACUGGGGCCCAUUAAGUGGAUCAGGGGCACAGGACAGAGUCGGCAACUAAUAUAUGCUUUCACAGGAGAGAAGUUUCCCAGAGUCACAAAUGUUACAGAUACUACAAAGAGAAACAACCUGGACUUUUCCAUCCGCAUCAGUAAUGUCACAACUGAUGAUGCUGGUACCUACUACUGUGUGAAGAUUCACAGAUUAGACUCUGACAAGGAGAUUCAGUCAGAGAGAGGCACAGGGCUGUAUGUCCUUGAAAUGAAGACAUCAGAUACUGCUAAAAUCCUUGUAGCUGUGCUCCUUGUACCCAAAAUGCUACUGGUAAUCGGUGCCUCUGCCAUCUACAUGUACAAGAAGCAGAAGGCCUGA
Molecule: messenger RNA, 596 nt
Organism: Alexandromys fortis (reed vole)
Lineage: Eukaryota; Metazoa; Chordata; Mammalia; Rodentia; Cricetidae
Product: signal-regulatory protein beta-1-like
Exons: 3
Coding region: 60-596 (178 amino acids)
Biological process (GO): positive regulation of phagocytosis; positive regulation of T cell activation
Cellular component (GO): plasma membrane
Source: RefSeq, a predicted model, not a curated record